Lotus japonicus is the source of this 1990-nucleotide messenger RNA. Its product is annotated as probable protein phosphatase 2C 33. The record is from RefSeq and is a predicted model, not a curated record. The transcript is spliced from 5 exons. Gene Ontology annotation, biological process: protein dephosphorylation. NCBI's taxonomy places the organism in Eukaryota, Viridiplantae, Streptophyta, Magnoliopsida, Fabales, Fabaceae. Gene Ontology annotation, molecular function: protein serine/threonine phosphatase activity. The coding region runs from base 313 to 1383 and encodes 356 amino acids.
CAAAAAAAUGGUUUAUCCAAAUUCAAGGUUUCAUACUUUCAUCAUCCAUUCUUUUGUUUCUUCCCUUAGAAAAAACACAACUUUGUUCCUUGUCACUUUCCUUUAAAUUCCUUGCAUUCAUUUUUCUUGCAAGUUUCUCACAACAUUCAACUUCAUCUGAAUCAAUCUUUCUGACCCUCUUUUUGUCCUUACAAAAAGUUCCAAUUUUUAAUUCACUUUGUUGCUUGUUUUCUCCAGGAAUUCUCUGGGUAUCUCAUUGAAUUUCGUGGGGUCCUGUCUAUACUGUGGAAACUGUUGUUAGAAACGUAAGACAUGGGAGGCUGUUGUAGCUGCCAUGUCUCAAUUUUAGGCAAGGUACAUGAUGAGGAAUAUGAAUGUAGCCAUCACAAUGUUGCUUCAUUUGAACGAGGUGGGUCCCAGGUCAUGUUAAACGGGUCCUCUAAGUUUGCAUCAAUGUACACCCAAAAGGGUACAAAAGGGGUUAAUCAAGAUGCAAUGACAGUUUGGGAGGGUUUUGCUGGAGAUAAAGACAUGAUCUUUUGCGGCGUGUUCGAUGGCCAUGGUCCUCAAGGACACAGGUUUUCACAAUGCAUACGCGACAAUCUACCCUCCAAACUCUCUGCAGCUAUCAAACUGCCACAACAAAAUGCUGCAGACACAGGCAGUUAUGAUGAGGAUAACCGGCACAUGUCUUUUGCUUCAUGGGAGGGAAAAUUUCUGAGGUCCUUCAAGGAAAUGGAUGAAGACCUUGCUAGGAACAUUGACCGCGAUGGCUAUUGCGGAGGUAGCACUGCUGUAACUGUAAUUAAACAGGGAGAUAAUCUGAUAGUCGGCAAUUUAGGUGACUCUCGCGCAGUUCUUUGCACAAGAGCGGAUGACAACCAUCUUAUUCCGGUUCAACUUACUGUUGACUUGAUCCCAGAUAUUCCAAGUGAAACUGUAAGAAUACUUGAUUGUGGAGGCAGAAUAUUUGCUACAGGAGAAGAUCCAGGUUUAAACAGAAUAUGGAUGCCUGAAGGUGAUUGCCCUGGACUGGCUAUGUCUAGAGCCUUUGGAGAUUUUUGCCUGAAAGACUAUGGCCUCUCCUCAGCUCCAGAUGUGUCUUACAGAAAACUUAGCAAGAGGGAUGAAUUUGUGGUUUUGGCUUCUGAUGGGAUAUGGCAUGUUCUGACAAACAAUGAAGUAAUAAACAUAGUUGCUUCAGCACCAACGAGGUCCAUGGCAGCCAAAUUGUUAGUACACCAUGCCGUUCAGGCUUGGAGAUAUAAGUAUCCUGGUUUCCAUGUUGACGAUUGUGCAGCAAUAUGCUUGUUCCUGAAUGAUCAGCAUGUUUUAACCUCUUCCCAGUCCAGUGUGAGAGGAUCUUGGAAGAAAUUGCAUUGAACUUGAUUUAGAAAUGUAAACACAACUUCUAGAUGGCAAGAGAGAAUGGUAGAGUGAAAGGAAAAUUAGGAAGCUCUUGGAGGGUUAUCAUUUAUCAAGGAUCCAACUCACUCUGAAAUCUGAAUCUCAAAUUUCAUGGCUUGCUAGAGUUGUGAGUUGAUAUAGAAUCAUCUCAGCACCUCAAGGGGGUUGAAGUUCACUAACUCAGCCAGGACCAGAACUCUCCUCAAAUCCCACUACUAUAAUUUCAGUAGAGCAAGGCCUUCUGUGUCAGCUAUGAGGUGUUCAAGAUUUUUGUUUUGACAUACACCAAGAAAUUGUAGACAAAAACAAUUCAUAUCCUAAAAGAUGUUCUGGUUGUCACUUCUCAGAACACACUGAGACACCUAAACCUGAAAGAGGGGAAAACAAAGAGAAAAGGAACACUGUGUAAUGGUUAUUAACCAAUCCUUCAUACCAUUUUGAUUGUCAUCAAUGAUAAGACUUAUGUCUUACCACUAGAUUUAUGUGUUAUAAUGUUUGUUUUAAAGUUAGACUUGUAAUGUACAAUAAAAGAUGCAAGUCUUUCGACUUUGAAAUUUUGGGAUAUUUCCAUAUCUGAGGUUUU